Glycine soja is the source of this 2094-nucleotide messenger RNA. RefSeq names its product DEAD-box ATP-dependent RNA helicase 39. Bases 27 to 1937 code for a protein of 636 amino acids. The record is from RefSeq and is a predicted model, not a curated record. NCBI's taxonomy places the organism in Eukaryota, Viridiplantae, Streptophyta, Magnoliopsida, Fabales, Fabaceae. Gene Ontology annotation, molecular function: nucleic acid binding; ATP binding; RNA helicase activity. The transcript is spliced from 9 exons.
UCUUGAUCCUUCAAAAAGUAUCAACAAUGCUUCUUCUAAAAACCCCACUCUGUUAUCUCAACCUAAACCUCCCAAACACCCCAUCCAUGGCGGGAGCAACAGGCAGAACCCUCUUCACCCUCUCCCUCUCUUCCUCCUCUUCCCUCACGCGCCUCUCUCUCAUCCCCAAGCGCGUCCCACUCCCCAAACCCCUCCCCCUCUUCCGCCGCUUCCGCCCUCUCUGCUCCGUCUCCGCCGCCGCGCCGGAAGCUGCCGACGCGAAGCACUCAAUACUCCUCGAGAGGCUCCGGUCCCGACACCUCCGUGACGCCGCGAAGGCCGCCCCCGAACCGAGGAAGAAGGAGAAGGUCGCCGCCGCAGCCGCAGCCGCCGCCGCCGCCGCCGAAGCGAAGGAGAAGAAGAAGGCGGUUGCGAGCUUCGAGGAGCUGGGACUGAGUGAGGAGGUCAUGGGGGCUGUUAGGGAAAUGGGAAUUGAAGUUCCCACUGAGAUACAGAGCAUUGGCAUCCCUGCCGUUUUGGAAGAGAAGAGCGUCGUUUUGGGGUCGCACACUGGCUCUGGCAAAACCCUCGCUUACUUGCUUCCCCUUGCUCAGUUGUUAAGACGGGACGAACAAUUGAAUGGAAUACUGUUGAAGCCCAGGCGUCCACGAGCUGUUGUGCUGUGUCCUACGAGGGAGUUAUCCGAGCAGGUUUUUCGAGUUGCAAAAUCGAUAAGCCAUCAUGCACGAUUCAGGUGUACCAUGGUAAGUGGUGGUGGCCGGCUUAGGCCUCAGGAGGAUUCACUUAAUAACCCCAUUGAUGUGGUAGUUGGUACCCCUGGCAGGGUUCUUCAACAUAUUGAGGAGGGAAAUAUGGUAUAUGGUGACAUCAAAUACUUGGUUUUGGAUGAGGCGGACACAAUGUUUGAUCGGGGCUUUGGUCCUGAUAUACGCAAAUUUAUAGGCCCAUUAAAAAAUCGUGCUUCAAAACCUGAUGGCCUAGGUUUUCAGACUAUCUUGGUAACUGCAACCAUGACAAAGGCUGUGCAAAAUCUGAUUGAUGAGGAGUUUCUAGGCAUUGUUCAUCUGCGCACGUCAACAUUGCAUAAAAAGAUUUCUUCUGCUCGUCAUGAUUUUAUUAAACUUGCAGGUUCUGAGAACAAGCUUGAAGCAUUACUUCAGGUACUAGAGCCAAGCCUAGCAAAAGGGAAUAGGGUGAUGGUUUUCUGCAAUACAUUGGAUUCAAGUCGUGCUGUGGAUCAUUUUCUUGGUGAAAAUCAGAUUUCUGCUGUGAACUACCAUGGGGAGGUACCAGCAGAGCAAAGGGUUGAAAAUCUCAGAAAGUUCAAGAGUGAUGGUGAUGAUUGUCCUACAUUGGUUUGCACGGACUUGGCUGCUAGGGGUCUAGACUUGGAUGUAGAUCAUGUUGUCAUGUUUGACUUCCCCUUGAAUUCCAUUGACUACCUUCAUCGCACUGGUAGAACUGCUCGUAUGGGUGCAAAAGGGAAGGUAACAAGUUUAGUUGCUAAAAAGGACUUGGACUUGGCCAGCAAAAUAGAGGACGCAUUAAGGAAGAAUGAGAGUUUGGAGGCUAUCACAAAAGAAAGUGUCCGAAGGGACAUUGCAAGGACCCAAAAUCAAAGCACUGAGAAGGGAAAGAGCAAAAGAUUGGUUAAAGUUUCAAAAGUUAUGGGCAAAUCUGGUAGUCGUUUUGGUUCUGGGAAUAAUGGAUCAGGUAUGAAAUCUGGUAAAGGGUCACCAGUCAAAUCUAUGAAGAAAGGGAUUCAAGUUUCAAAAUCUGGAAAAUCUUCUAGUGCAAAUAGCUUAAGAAAAGCUUCUACAGAGAAGAGGCAAUCAAGUAAAAUGGUCAGUGCCACCAAAUCUACGAAUUCUAAACUCAAUGUUGUGGGGUUUAGGGGGAAAAAUUCGUCUUCAAAUAAUAAAGAAUCGGGUUUGUGAAGUUGAUUGUGGGCCAUAUUGUACCGUAUAGGAACUAAAUGGCUCUCGUUUUUGUAUUAGAUAAGAUUUUUUCUGUAGUAAAGAUAGUAUUAUAAUUUAAUUGUUUUAGUUCCUGCCUUUUACGUGCCUAAAAAUAUAGUAGUUUCUGUUUUUAUUA